Molecule: messenger RNA, 2115 nt
Organism: Caenorhabditis remanei
Lineage: Eukaryota; Metazoa; Nematoda; Chromadorea; Rhabditida; Rhabditidae
Exons: 12
Coding region: 1-2115 (704 amino acids)
Molecular function (GO): protein binding
Source: RefSeq, a predicted model, not a curated record
AUGAUCUAUGAUGUAAACAGUGCAGAUGAAGGAUUGUAUUACUGUAAUGUCAGUAAUAAAUAUGGAAUCAACAGAGCAACGAACCGUCUUCAAGUUUUCAAGCCAACAUACUUCGUUCGAAUUCCAACUCCGAAACGAUUGAUUUUGGAAGCUGGGGAAACAGCAGAAGUGUUCUGUGAAGCCGUUGCAGAUUCACGACUUCCGAUUAAAUAUCAAUGGACAAUUAAUGGAAAAGUGUUGACUGAAUCACAGUAUUACGAAAUUCUCCCUGAUCGUCUUCGCUUCCGUUCAGUCAGAGGUCGUCAUUCGGGAAUAAUUGAUUGUGCUGCUAUCACAGAUGUAGAUGUAAAAUUGGCAUCAAUGCAGUUGAUUGUGAAAGAUGUUCCCGCUCAUCCAGUUGUUGAAACUGCUCAUUGUUCUGAGAGAAAGGCAACAAUCAAAUGGGUUGCAGCAUCAGAUCAUGGAGAUUCUAUCAAGAAGUAUAUUGUGGAAAUGUUCACAGAUUUCAAAAAGAAUGAAUGGGAAACAAUAAAUGAGGAAGUGAAUGUAAACAAGGAAAAUUUCGAAGUUGAUAUCACCUUAACUCCAUGGGUCAACUAUACAUUCCGUGUAGUUGCAGUCAAUUCGCAUGGUAGAUCAGAUAUGAAAAUAGAUGGACAACCGAAAGAAGAUUGGCUAACUUGUCAAACACGUCCAUCAUUCCCAUACACAAAUCCAACAGGAGUGAAAGGAGAAGGAACAGAACCGGAUAAUCUUGUUAUUUCAUGGAAACCAUUGGAUAGAUAUUACUGGAAUGCACCGAAUAUGCAAUAUUUAGUUAGAUAUAAACUAGAUGAACCGAUUCACGGAUGGACUGAAUUCUUGGUUGAAGACUCUUUAGCGAACUUUACUAUCAUCAGAGAUCAACCAACUUUCCGGAAGUAUCUGAUCCAAGUUCAAUCUGUGAAUUCAGUUGGUCCGAGUAUAGUAGAACCAGAGAUUCAUUAUGGAUGGUCCGGAGAAGAUGUACCUGAUGAAGCUCCACACGACUUUCGAAUUGAUACUCAAAUCAACUUCACAACCAUCAAUUUCACAUGGAACCCAGUUCAUGAGAAUACAGUGAACGGUCAUUUUGUUGGAUAUGAGAUUGAAUACUGGAAAGCGGAAAAUACAAUCAGAAAAUAUUCAAUCAAAAUUCCAGCUAACUCGACAUACAAGAUAAUAAACUCCUUCCACGCAGUUACAAACUACAGUGCUCACAUUCGAACCCGGAACAAAAGACUUCGAAGUGCUCCAAGCCAUCCAGUUUCAUUCGCAAUGCCUGAAGGACCACCUGGAAAAGUGCAUAAUCUUCGUGUGUAUUCUGUCGGAUCGACUGCAAUUCUCCUUCAAUGGGAUGCUCCCUUACAACCAAAUGGAAGAAUUCGAGGAUAUUUCAUUUCUUUCCAGAAUGAUAAGAAUGAAACCGAGGAAACAUACGUCAUUCAUCGACAAAAAUACUACCUGCAUGAGAAAAGUGAACCAGAUACUGGAUAUAAAGUAUCUGUAUGGGCAGAGACAAGAGCUGGAGAAGGUCCGACGACGUUGAGACCAGUGAGAACGUGGCCAGCGAGAAUUCCGGAUGCUCCAAUUUUCCGAGUCAAAAACAUUUCAUUAGACUCAUUUGUCGUCGAAUGGCUUCCAAAUAAUCACAGUGUCUGGAAAAUGCCGGGAGCUGCAUUCUUUGUUAAUUACACUGCUGAAAGUUCGAAUACGUGGCAUCAAACUGAAAUUAUCUAUCUUCCAAACACUGAAAUUCUCCUCAGAAAUUUGAAAGAAGACCAAAAGUAUUUCAUCCAAGGAAUUGCAAAAGACGGUCCCCGUCAAAGUGAAUCCGUAUUCCUUCCCAUAAAAACUUUGAAUCGAGAUUAUGCAAAUCGUUUAAAAGAAGAUUCCCUUCGAAGUGCCGCUUGGUUUAUUGCAGUUUUGGGAGUUCUUGGAAUUGGUUUAUUCACAAUUUGUCUCACUUUUUGCUGUGGAAAUAAGAAUCGACAAGAGAAAUUUGCAGUUCGGAGAAAGGAAAUCGAAAUUGGACAUCAACAAGAUAAUGAAGAAGAAAAGCAGUUUCUCGAGUAUCAGUACGGGUUUAAAAAUUAA